Cricetulus griseus (Chinese hamster) is the source of this 727-nucleotide messenger RNA. The record is from RefSeq and is a predicted model, not a curated record. Lineage: Eukaryota; Metazoa; Chordata; Mammalia; Rodentia; Cricetidae.
GAUGGAGCACUAAUAGUAACUGGUUCUGCUGAUAGAAAUGUGAAAAUCUGGGGUCUGGACUUUGGGGACUGCCACAGGUCUCUCUUUGCACACGAUGACAGUGUGAUGUACCUACGGUUUGUGCCUAAGUCUCACCUCUUCUUCACUGCUGGGAAGGACCGCAAGAUCAAGCAGUGGGAUGCAGACAAGUUUGAGCACAUCCAAACGCUGGAGGGGCACCAUCAGGAAAUAUGGUGUUUGGCUGUCAGCCCCAAUGGAGACUAUGUUGUGUCAGCAUCUCAUGACAAAUCGCUGAGACUCUGGGAGAGAACGAGAGAACCUCUUAUUCUUGAGGAAGAAAGGGAAAUGCAAAGAGAAGCAGAGUAUGAGGACAGUGUGGCCAAAGAAGACCAGCCAGCAGUUGCAGGGGAGACUCAAGGUGACAAUUACUUCACUGGGAAGAAAACGAUUGAAACAGUCAAAGCAGCUGAGAGGAUCAUGGAGGCCAUCGAGCUGUACCGAGAAGAAACUGCAAAAAUGAAAGAACACAGAGCCAUUUGUAGAGCAGCAGGGAAAGAGGUUCCUCUUCCUGUCAACCCCAUCCUGAUGGCUCAUGGCAAUAUUUUGCCUUCAGCAUAUGUGUUAGAGACCUUUAAAGGAGUCAAGUCUAGGUAAGUCCUUGUGCUUCUGUAACUCACCAGGACAGUCAUGGAGUGUCUGAGUGGAAGUAGAUGAUGGCACUGAUACC